Osmia lignaria (orchard mason bee) is the source of this 7858-nucleotide messenger RNA. Its product is annotated as neurotrimin. The record is from RefSeq and is a predicted model, not a curated record. Gene Ontology annotation, cellular component: neuron projection. NCBI's taxonomy places the organism in Eukaryota, Metazoa, Arthropoda, Insecta, Hymenoptera, Megachilidae.
UGCGGUACUGUAUAGGUAAGAUAGGGUGGUUAAAUAGCAGCUUGUAUCUGCAUGCACGCAUAACUGUGUCGUGUGAAGCACACUUACCAGUGAACAGUAGCUAGUGAGAGUGGAACUUUAAAGAGAAUAGCAAGUGUAGUGGCAGUAAAAUGAGGGAGUAAAGUGUGCAAUGCAACCAUUUAGUCAGCUUAUAGCGAACAUUUAAGGUAUUUUAAUCGGGAAGGUGCGAAAGAAGAAGCUGUUACACGUACAUUUACCUAAUUUAUUACGUUACAACUAAUUUGCUUAAAGGUGUGCAAACUCAUGGCUUAAAUUUGGAUUACCGUCGGAUACACCAGGAUCAUGGCAGACGACGGCAAUCGAGGAACCUGGAAAUAUUGGGACAAAUAUCGGGUCACCAUCACGGAACGCAGUAUGCAUCGAUGUCGGAACAUUACAAAAACAAUUCGGAUUUGCCUAGGUUUGCUGAAGAAAUACAAAAUGUGACCGUAAGCAGAGGUCGAGAUGCUUUGUUGGCAUGUAUAGUGGACAAUCUACGAAAUUAUCAGGUGGCAUGGGUACGUGUCGAUACACAAACUAUCUUGUCCAUCCACCAUAAAGUCAUCACACAGAACCCACGGAUCUCGUUGACCUACAACGACCAUCGUACAUGGUACCUUCAUAUAAAGAAGGUCGAGGAAGUGGAUCGUGGAUGGUACAUGUGUCAAGUGAACACAGACCCGAUGAGAAGUCGACAGGGUUAUUUGCAAGUCGUAGUGCCACCUUCGAUUAAUACCAAAGAAACCAGCACAGAUAUGGUCGUUCGCGAGGGCUCAAAUGUGACGUUAACGUGUAAGGCUACAGGAUAUCCAGAACCUUAUGUCAUGUGGCGUAGAGAAGACGGAAAAAAUAUAAACUACAAUGGCGUAAAAGUAAACGUUGUGGACGGUGAAGUGUUGCAUAUUGUAAAGAUAAGUCGGCUGCAUAUGGGUGCAUAUUUGUGCAUCGCUUCGAAUGAUGUCCCACCACGAGUUAGCCAACGAAUAUCGCUUCGCGUGCAAUUUCCUCCAAUGCUUUCGAUACAGAACCAGCUAGUUGGAGCAUACAUCGGACAAGACGUCACUUUGGAAUGCCAUACUGAAGCUUAUCCUAGCUCGAUCAAUUAUUGGAAGACCGAACGAGGCGACAUGAUCGUUUCUGGCAAUUACCAUUCUAUUGUAGGUGAUAAAUAUGAGGCAGUAUAUACUGAUGAUGGCUACAACAAAUAUAUGUCGCUGAAAAUCAGAAAUGUCGGCCCGAAGGAUUUUGGUUCAUACAAAUGCGUGGCACAGAAUUCUAUUGGCGAAACGGAUGGUGAUAUUAAACUAGACGAAAUUCCAGCACCAUCGACAACGUCCACUACUCCGCCACCCUAUUACGUGACCUCAUCGAUGAAGAAAAACAGUAGAAACGGUAACAAGAAAUUACGACAACGACCUAUCGACUACGAAGUCGAGGAAUGGCGAGAUCCAGAUUACGACCGAGAUUACGGUCCACCAUCGAUGAGGCCGCCCGGUGAACUUCCGGUAGAUGCUCUAAGUCCAGGCGUGUCCCAUCGAGCUCAGCUCGUUUUUCAUCUUUUGGUGAGUCUGUUGUCACUGCUAUUUCCAGCCAUCAGAAGGUGAUUCUCACGUCGCGGGAACAGUGCUUCCAGUUCUAGUGUUUAUUGGACGGUGACCAGACCGGAACCCGGUACCAGGUUCUGGUGCACCGGUUCCGGCUGGAUAAUGGACGAGUGCGACGACUCAAGACGCGCUUGAAAUUAUUUUCAUACUAAAUGUAGACGUAUACAAAGAAAGCAAAGAGGAUAUAUAUAAUAUAUAUAUAUAUAUAUAUGCAAAUAUAUUAUCCUAUUAUUUAUAUGUACCUACAGGACGAGGCAUCCAACAUGCACGCUUAACAUUACUUUUUAAUUAUGCAUUCUAUGCAAAAUUUUUAGAUAGAAAAAUUAUAGAUCAUCAGAGAAGACAUUAUGCAAUGUAACAAUUUUUGUGGGUGGAAAUAAUUCUGAAAUUUAAAAAUUAACUUUCCUUUUUUUAAACAAAAUAUGAUAUUUUGUAUGCUAAAUUAAAUAAUAGAAACAUGUUAUUCUUUAUUGACGUGAACUUAAAAGUUAAGUUUAGUACUUCUUUUCUUUUUUAAUUCAAGAUUAUUUUUUAAAAAGUCAUGAUAUCUUAUUGGAGUAAUCGUUUUUGUCACGCCACUUUUCAAAUAUGCAAAUCAGGGGAAAAUAUUGAAAUUUAAAACAUUAAUUAAGAAGACAUAAUGCUAAGGCACCCAAUUAGUUUAAACACUUAAUAUAAUUAAAUUUUUAAAAAUCGUAUAAUAAUUGCAAAAGUUUUAUUUUUUAAGAAAAUAAAAUAUCUAGUUAAUAAUUAAAUGUAAUGUCAAAAGUUAAUAUAUUUUUAUUCAGAAUUUGAUACUUCUGUAAAUUUUGUCAUAAAAAAAUUGACAUCCUGUUAUGUAAAAAAAAAUGAAGCACAAUUAUUGAUAAAUUCCACCUACAAACUUAACUCACCUUAUAAUGCUUUCUUUGUAACUACAGAAUGUUUCCAUACAACAAUUUUUCCUAAAAUGCAUAAUUUGAAGAGUAUGCAAGGCAUACAUGAUAGAUUUUUCACUCUGUAUGUAUGUAUGAUACAAAUAUGUUGUGUAAGUAUAUCUGCAGUGAGUAUGAAAGAACUAUAGGCUUAGGAAUGAUGACGAUUUUAUGAGGCGUGACAUUCUUUGCGUUCGAAAAGAAAAAACAAACAAAAAAACACGACUCUCCCGGGUGGUGUAUAAAUUAGAUAAAUAUACGCGAACAGAAAGACUCAGUUGUUCUCCAUAUAAAUGAGGAAUUGUAUCCAAUGGUUCUCAACCGGUGUUUCGAGGAACUUCAGGUAUCGUCUUUCGUACACGUUAUUGCUUUAAAUGUUCUGCCAAAUGUUUUAUAUCAAAUAGCGUGUCGCAGUUUUGAAAAGAUUGAGAAUCACUGGUUUAAAAGAUCUGAGUAGUUCUGUUAGAUUUCUAAAGGAACGGAGAGUAAUUCUCCUUCACUGUUAGGUAAUAUUUUACUAUAAAUUAGAAUUCUGACAUUGCGAAAUUGGUUCUUUUUAAUUUCACUUCAACGUCAACAGAGGUGAGAUAAUUUUAACCCAUAUAAAAUUUGAAGAAUAAUUAGCUACUUAAUUAUUUCUGAAGAAGAUUGUAUCUUCAGUACUGUACGAAGUCUGCACGAUGAUAGAUAUAGUAGAACCUCGAUUAUCAGAAUACUGAUUAAGGAAAUGAUCUUUUAUCGAAAAUUGUAGAACAUGUAUUUAAUAUACGAAAAACAAAAUAAAUUCAGUUGGUCAGAUAAGUGCUGUUUAGUAUGCUGCACUCGCGAUCAAAUCAGGCUUCCCUAGGGAGAAUGAAGGGAGUACGAGUUCUUAAAACUUUAAUUUUGACAAUAUUAAUCAUUAAAAAUAAUUUAGGAACAAAAUAUCAUAAUUUGUAUGUAUUUUAAGAUAAUAAUUGAAUUUAGAAAUAUAAUAAAAAUAAUUUAGAAACAGAAUGACAUAAUUUGUAUGUAUUAAAUAUUAACAACAUUUUGUAUAAUAAUAAAUAAAUAUCAAUUCCAAUUUUCUCCCGUAAACGUUCACACAUAAGUGAUGAGGAACUACAAACCUAUAUGUAUGGGGCCCCUUUUGCUGUAUUACCACUUUCCCUGAGGCCGCCUAUAGAAAAGGGCGAGUACCCAGGACAUCACCAUUUUUCCUAGGGAAGCCUGAUUUGACGGUGAGUGUACAAAUGCGAGACAUUCAAUAUAUUUAAUAAAAUAAAUUGACCUUUCAACAGCGAAGCCUGGUUCAAUCGUGACCCAAACCUUCAAAACCUAUACAAUGAUAAUAACGUAAAAUUAAAUAUACAAUUUUUGAACAAAAAAAUUAUUUUAAUAUUUAUGUAAAAUAAAUUAAUAAUUAAAUUAAAUAAAUUAAAUAAAUUAAAUUGGAGCUCUCUCCAUGGUCCGCCGUCCGAAAGUUAAAAUGAAUCGCUCAAUUGGCAUUCAAAGAUAUUAAAAAAACCAAGAACAAGCACUAAAGGAAGUUCAGGUAUUUUUUUCAUUUAAUUUUUAAGAUUGCAUCAAUUUUAUAGGUUAGGUAUUAUAAUUGCAAUAUAUUCAUAUCUUUAACUAUUUAUGUUAAAUUAAUGUUGUUCAAGAUUUUAUGCAAAUCUGAAUGAAUUUUGUACUAAUUUCGUAUAUUUAAUACUUUGUUCAAUUACAUUCUAUUUAUCGUAAUUAGUAUCAUUAGUUCUGAUAAUCAAGCUUCUACUUGAAUAAUUCUACUUCGAAUAAUCAAAUUUCUACUUUCUAUUUUCGGACAGCGAUUGGUAUUUUCCACAAAUUUUCUAUAUUGCAUACACACGAAGAUCUCAUUAGUAUCCGUUAUUCAUACACAUAUACACACACACAAUAAAAUUGGAUUUCUGAACUAUUGUAAUACCCAUUGUUCAUUCGCAAUUUGAUUGAAUGUUAGUUCUUCGACCGCGAACAAGGCACAGUCGUAAUUCGGUAUAUAAUAAUACAUAUACAUACGUACGCAUGAAAGGAUUAACAUACAUAUACAUAUAUACAUAUAAUCGAAUCGUAGUUGUGUUGGGAUAUGCGCUCUGAAGUCUUAUCAUUAGCUGUUUGAUUGGCAAAGCGUGCAUGCACUAACACGGAGGCUAGCUAUACAUACAUACGUAAGAUAUACGAGAAGCAUUCGUGCAUUCUGUGAAGUUUUGUGAGUUCCCAUGUACGAGAAUAAAGAAAAGUGUGACGUGUCGUUGCGUAGCCCCGAAUCAUCGGCGACGGUAUUUUCGAACAGAGAGAGCUUCGUCGUUUCAGUUCAAAUUAUACAUUGCUGUGAAAAAAGAACAGGAAUUUCUCCUGUAACACAUCGGUGACAAUAUUUUUAGCCAUACUAAAAACCUGAAGCAGAUUUAUACCGAAGCUGAUCCAUAAAUCUUGAAAAGAAGUUCAUUUUGGUCUGCGAACUGUUUGAUGUACAGUGAAUCGCAUAAAGGUUCGUACGGUUUCAAUUCGUAACUGGAUGUACAGUGUCGAGCAAGAUAAACCUUUCUAGGGAAAAUGGCGAUGUAAGGGAAUGGGUCUCAACAGUCGCUAUAGUAUUUGAGGUAUCAAGUAUUGUGCUUAAUUUGAAAGAGGUGUUAGUAUUUAUUUUUUAAAUAUAAUUAAGUAUAAAUUUAAGGAGAGAGUUUUUAUUUGAUGGAUAAUUUAUAUCGAUGUUUACAAUAUCUCAAUAAUUCUCAAAACCUUGAUUUUGAAGAUAUUAAUGUUAGGAUUACUAAUAGAAAAAAUUAAUAUAAUUCUUAAUUAUUAAAUAGUACAGAAUUUAAUAUUUAACUAAAUGAUAUUAAAUAGUAAGAUAAAUGUUAAAUUCAAUUUCUUCGAGUAAACGUUCACACGCGAAUAGUGGUGACUCCUUUCUUAACACUGUACGGUACCGAGUGCAUUAACCUUCUUUAGAGAUAAAGGUAGAAUACAUAUAUAAAUGAUAUCAUAGUGAUAUUUAUUAAUUAUUGAAUUAGUAAAGGAAUUGUUAAAAUUAUGAUCUCUCUUUUUGUAAACAAAUAUUUUGAAAAAUUAUUAAAUUAAAUUUCUUCGGAAAGAAAGCUGGAUAUACAAAAAUUUUGUUUUAUAUUUUCGACUUAUUUCAUAUAUAGAAUCAUCCUCUUCUCGGUUGUCCGAUUAAUAUUGGACGACCCUAUAUAAUAGGUACUGCUUUAAUAGUAAUUAUCCAAAUGCACUUUAGCUGUACAGUCAACUCUCGUUAUAUUGCCAUGUGUGCAAAAUGGCAUUCACGUGGAUUUUUAAGCAUACCAGUACCACCUUUCCACUAUCAUAGUCUAUGAAAAGUACGCAUUUCUGUCCCCAUCCCCUCAAAUGACAGUUUGAAGGCUUGACAAAUUUUCCAUUGCUACAGCCCUGUCGGUGGCAACGUAACAAGAGUCUACUGUUUUUUAUGACAAAUAGUUGCGUAAAAUAUCCCAAUCACAGCAUUUUAUCCAUCAUUUCAGUUAUAAAAAUUAAUACUUUGGGUAGUCAAUGUCAUACAUUACCAGUUAUUAAUUGAAAGGGUACGGAUAUUUUUGCAAUUUACUGUAGAAGUACUACCAUUUUUAACACGUUCACCGCCAUUUCAGUCAUUACUGAUCGACAUCAUGAAUUUAACCCAGUCAGAUAAUUAAAAGAUAAAAACAGUAAGAUAGUUUUGCAUAUAACUAAAAUUACAUGACUAAUUUAAAAUAGUAAAUUCAAAUAUUAUAUACAAUAUACAUUUAAUUUUUACUCUUUAAUAAUUCAUAUUAUGAUGUAGCGGUUAACGUGUUAACUUAUGCAGUUUCAUAUAUUAGUAUCAUAACUAAAAGUGUGAAAAUAACACCAAAGAAGCAUGUACUAUCAAUGUUUAUGAUCACCUAUUACCAAAUCCUUACUGAAUUUCAGUUUUAUACAUAUUUAGCAAGGAUGAUUGUAAACAUCAAAGUUAUUGUAAUUAGAAAUUUAAAACUACUUUUUCGUCUCAAAAACAGUCCAAGGUUUGUAAGAUCUAGAUGAUAAUAAGUGGAAACUGUACGCUUGUAUAAUAUUUAUUAGUCUCUGUCUUAUAUUAUUUAUUUAUUAUCAUUAUUAUUUAAAGGAACCUUAGCUGAUUGUAUCAGAUACUUUUAAUUACUUACUUAGACGCAUUAGAAGCUUUUCUAAAUAAAUAUAUUAUUUCAGAAAUAUUUGAAAUAUUGAUAUUACCAAUGUACUAAUGUAACUUUCAUGCAGUUUUGUUAUACAAAAAUUAGAUUGCAUGAAGAUAAAUUGAAUGAUUAGAUGUAAUAAUAAUUCAUAUUUCAUUUAACAUUAUCCUAUACAUAUAUAUAAAACGGAAAUGGAAAAGAACUAUGUAAUUUCAAAGCUUUAAACGAUAAUGUACACUCUACACGGUUAAGCGAGCUGUGUACAGUAUCGAGCAUAGUAGACUUCCCUAGGGAAAAUGACAAUCUAGGGGAAGAAGCUAUAAUACGUGCUUGAGAGUUACUAAGCAUUAUGAAUAACUACAAAUAUAAAUAUUACAGAUUUCAAUAAUGAACUCAAAAUCCUAAUUUUGAAGAUAUUAAUGUGAAGCUCAAUUUAGAAGGAAUUAUUAUAAUUCUUAAUGAUUAAAUUUUAAAGUGACAAAAUUUAAAAUUCAAAAGACCUAAACUCAAAUUUUUAGGCAUCAGAAUAUAAAGUUUCAAAAAAUAAUAAUAAUAAAAUAGAUUUUUUCAGAAAAAACACGAAUGACGAGGCUUUUACACCUACAGUGCCAUUUUCCCUAGAGAAGCCUUCGUGCUCGGAAUUGUACCCUAUUCCUUACUAACAAAAUUAUUUUACAUUUGUACGCUGCGGAUUCAAGUGAGGGGUACGAGAAAUGUUACGCGUCUUUACCGAUUUAUUCUGUAAAUAUUGUAGAUACGUUGUGCUGUGAUCAAUUCGAAUCGUCGUCUAUGCGAAAAUGAUUCGAGGCUGCGAUUGUUAAAGCGAGUGCAAAAUGCAAGUGUUGUGAAUAGUAUAUAUAUAUAUAUAUAUACCAACUGUUUGACGCGAUAUGGCGAUGAUCGUUCGGUAGAAAAGAAAUUGAGGCUACAGCGAUUAUAGAUAUGUCGUACUGAAUUAUUAUAACAACGUUAUUAAUGUAUUAUGCCCGAUGGUUUCACUGUAUCGACAAAUUUGUACGGAUCUGCUGGACAUUCGAAAAUAUCCGCGAAAUGAGAAUUAAAUGUAAAUGGUGAGAUUGUCGGUCUGAAUAUCUUAAUAAAUCGAAUACACGACUGCCAUUAUAAA